Clarias gariepinus (North African catfish) is the source of this 4615-nucleotide messenger RNA. It is a transcript of the gene inpp4aa, whose product is annotated as inositol polyphosphate-4-phosphatase type I Aa. The coding region runs from base 272 to 3256 and encodes 994 amino acids. Lineage: Eukaryota; Metazoa; Chordata; Actinopteri; Siluriformes; Clariidae. The record is from RefSeq and is a predicted model, not a curated record. The transcript is spliced from 24 exons. Gene Ontology annotation, molecular function: phosphatidylinositol-3,4-bisphosphate 4-phosphatase activity. Gene Ontology annotation, cellular component: cytoplasm.
UAUAUACACUGCAGAGAAAGCAGAUCAGGUGCAUAAAUACAAUCCAUAAAAGUGAACAACAACAAAAAAAAGGAAUAAAGCUGCAAACACUUCGAAAAUGGAACGUAUUUGUGACUGAAGCGUUUCCCUGUAGAAGUCUUAUUUAUGGAGUGAAGCAAAUACUUUCUUCUCACCUGAGGUAUAAGGUGUCAAACCCAUCCAUACUAUCAAUACUGCUCUCCAACCACAGUCUCCAAAAUCCCAGAGAUAAUUUUUUUCAAUUGCUAAAAGAAUGGCGGGGAAAGAGCGAAGUCCUCGUCAUCGCCCCUGGUCUGUGUACCGUGCCAACACAUUUGAUAUCGCUUCUGAAAUGAUGGGCCUCACACUGACGGGGAACAGUCAGGACCCGGAUGAGCCUGUGCUGGAGUUCAGUCUGGCAUGCAGUGAGUUAGCGACUCCAACGGUGGAGCGCAAACCCAGUAGCUUUGUGGCAGUGAGCUGCACUACCCCUCCUCAAGCAUUUUGGACAAAGCAUGCUCAAACAGAAAUUAUAGAGGGAACAAGUAACCCAAUAUUCCUUAGUAGCAUUGCUUUUUUUCAAGACUCUCUGAUCACCCAGCAGACUCAAGUGAAACUUUCCGUCUACGAUGUCAAAGACCGUUCACAGGGGACGAUGUAUCUACUUGGUUCCGCCAUGUUUACAGUAAAAGAGCUACUUCAGGACAAAUACCAUAGGUUACACCUCACGUUAAGAUCAGCAGAGAAUGAGAAGAUUGGCAACAUCACUAUUAUCGCCUGGCAGAUGGAGGAGAAGAAAGACCAGAGAGCCCCACUGUCUCGAUCAGACACGAUAAAUGGCAGAAUGGUGCUACCUGUUGAUGAGAGUCUAACUGAAUCCAUGGGAAUGAAAUCAAAAUCUGCUUCUCUGUGCAAAGAUGUGCUCCUAAAAGCAGUAUUUGGAGGUACAAUAUCACGGAUGUAUCGUUUGCCCACCACGGAUGGGAACCAUCUGCGUGUCCUGGAACAGAUGGCAGAGAGCGUGCUGUCUCUUCACAUACCCAGACAAUUUGUAAAACUCCUACUGGAGGAAGAUGCUGCCAGAGUGUGUGAGCUGGAGGAGUUGGGAGAGUUGUCUCCAUGGUGGGAAAAUCUAAGGAGACAGAUCAUUGAUCAAUAUCAAACCAUCAUCCUUACCUACCAAGAAACACUAAGUGACCUGCAUGAGUACAAGGGUCCCUCUUUUAAAUCCAGUACUUUAAAAGCAGAGAAGAGGUUGGAGUUUGUGCCGACUAAUCUCCAUAUUCAAAGGAUGAGGGUACAGGGCGAGUCCGGCUACAAUCGAACAUAUGAUGUGGUCACUACUGGAGCCCCUGCAGCACAUCAUCAAGGUUUUAAGGGCAGCGGUUUGAGGAAACUAAUUCAAAAGUUUGAGGAGACUAAGAAACAUGCAUAUGAUGAUGAUGAGGAAGGUGCUGCAGAGUCUCGUCCACAUUCAGGAGUCUACCAGCCACAGGAUGUGAUAAGAGCAAAAGAAAUAAUUUCUCACAUUAACACUCUGAAGACGCAAAUAAGCUACUAUACAGAGCGCUUGUCCCGGGCCGCCAAAGAACGUUCCUCUAAUGCACUGGAGAGAACCCUUGGCAUCCUUACAGAGAAGACAAGGCAGCUGGUGACAGUGUGUGAUAACAAACUGCUGGCUACUGCCAUCCAGUCUCUGAGCGCAGCGCGACCAGACUUCAUCGCCUCCAAAAUCUCUCCCUCUGGGCCAGACAGUGAGCGUGUGGUUCUGCGUAAUGACCCAAGCUCUUCACAAGCCAAGUGGAGUGGCAAAGGGAACAGAACCUCCAUGAAUUUAGACUGGCAUGAGGAGGAGUGGGAGAAGGUGUGGUUGAAUGUGGACAAAAGUAUGGAGUGUGUAAUCCACUGUGUGAACAGGCUGUUGGCGAGGGAGAGGUUGCAGAGUGACAGCAGUGAAGAUGUCUUCAUGUCUGACCAGCAGCCCAACACUAGCAAGAGAGGUAGCCAAGGCAAUGCCUUCUGGAUCAACCCCAACCACCCAUCAUCAUCAUCCUCUCUUUGCACCCCCCUGCCUUCAUCACAUCCUUCUUCUGAUUCCCCUUCAUCAAUACCAACCUCUUCUCUGACCUCUGCAUGUGUAACCAGUUCUCACAGAUCUACCUAUGGAAGCCCGAGCAUUGAUAACUGCUCUCCAGGUGAAUGGAGCGAUGCCCUGUAUCCUCUACUGACUACACUAAAUGAGUGUGUAGCAAUGAUGAGUGACAUGGCAAAGAAGUCUAUGGUGUUUGUACUGAUGCAGGACUGUGCUCCCACCAUUGCUAUGAGCCUCACGUUACAGUACCGCAGAGACGUGGUUUUCUGUCAAACGCUGGCAGCGGUGAUCUGUGGUUUUGUAGCAAAGCUGAGGAAUUGUCUGUGUGAUCACGGCUUCCUUAGACAACUCCAUACUAUCGGCUUACUGGUCCAGUUUGAGGGUCUACUAAGUACUUACGGGGAGGAGCUCGCCAUGCUAGAGGACAUGAGCGUAGGCAUCAUGGACCUUAGAAACGUCACCUUUAAGGUUACUCAGGCGACCUCAAGCUUCGGUCCUGACAUGUUGCCUGUUAUCACGGGGAACAGAGAUGGGUUUAACGUUCGAGUCCCAGUGCCUGGGUCUGUGUUUGAUGCUUUACCACGGGAAAUCCAAAAUGGGAUGCUGCUACGUGUUCAGCCAGUUAUGUUCAACGUAGGAAUUAAUGAACAACAGACACUUGCAGAGAAAUUUGGUGACACCUCACUACAAGAAACAGUCAAUACAGAAAGUCUGGCACGACUUAACUCCUACUAUGAUCAGUUCAAGGAAGUGUUGCCUGAGGACUGUUUACCUCGUUCUCAGAGUCAAUACUGUAUACCAGAGCUACUGAAAUUCCUCACUCAAAAUGUGAACUCCAGAAAGAGUAAGAAUGUGGACAUACUUUCGCAAGCAGCAGAGUUGUGUCGGCGUCUCAAUGGUGUGCGGGUAACCAGCUGUAAGAGUGCAAAGGAUCGCACAGCCAUGUCUGUAACUCUGGAGCAGUGUCUGAUCCUGCAGCAGGAGCACUGCAUGGCCCCACAGGUCUUAAGCCAGGCUCUAGAAUGCAUGCGCAGUGAGGGCUGCAGGAGAGAGAAUACCAUGAAAAAUGUGGGCAGCAGGAAAUAUGCAUUCAAUUCACUUCAGCUGAAGGCCUUUCCGAAACAGUAUAGACCUCCAGAGGGUACUUAUGGUAAAGUGGAUACUUGAUUAGUAUACCACAACUCCUACUGUUCUUCACCAGGCUGCUUUCCCACUUUAUCCCCUUUACUUUGUUGUCACUAAUCUAAAGAAAAUGAUGCAAUGAAUUCAGUCAAAUAAAGACUCACCAUCACUGGACACAUAGGGUUGUAGUUCACAUAACUGCACAAGUCACUGGUCUCUUCUUAUAUCUGUGUUUUAUUAUAUUGGGACAGUUUGGAAGAGUAGGACUCCAUUCAUCCAGCAAGACAAGCAAUCGGCAACAGCACUAAGCUUAUCAGUUAAGGGGUGUAUUGUAAGCUACCAGUGCAAAUUACAGUUGUUUUCUUUUGUGUUUUUGUCUCUACAGAACCUCAGUUUUACAUACCUAGUUAACCAUGGACAUGUUUCUUGACCUGACAUAAAUCGUAUAUAUAAAUCAUAAAAAUCACAUAAAAAGAUUUUACUAUUUCUCAUAUCUUUAUCAGAUUGCACUUGUUCUUAAAUUUAUCUUAGUGUGUACAUGCUGAUGGACUGUAAUAACAAUGUCAUUUAUGCGCAGUCUGAAAAUGUAUUGCAUUGGAUGCACUAGAUACAUAAACAAUAAUUCAUUAUCUUUUUCCAUUCAUUAAAUGUGCACAUUAUAUAGAGCUGACCUGUAGUGUCAGUGAUGUAACAAGUUUCAUCAAGUCUUAUGCUAUCACAAGGCUAUACAUAUAUUGCUUUAAAUUAUCCCUUUAGCGUAAUAACAGCAGCAGUGUGUGUUUUACGGGUUGUAGAUUUUCAAGGAAUGGGCCUUUCUCAUGCUGUUGCUAAGCACAGGUAAAGUUUGUACAGUUAAUACAGUGAAAUGUUGUCAAUAGAUAUUAACAUAAUUUAACAAAGUUGUGUAAGAUAAUUAAGACUAUUCAGUUGUUUGUUGGUUGUAAACUGUUUGUAUGUGGGUUCUGUAAAUCUCUUUGGGUUUGUCUUGACUUCUGUCUUUGAAAAUGUAAUAACAUCCAAUAACAUUCAUUAUAAUUUAUGCUCAUGUAUUGGUAAUACAUGUAAGUAUUUUGUUUUGUUUUUCUUUUUAAAAACCUUUUUGUUUUUCUUUCAUUCAAACCCUAUUUCUCUUGUCAAAAAAGAAGCUCUCUUGACACUUUACUAUCAUUAAUCCUUUGUUAUGCUUAUAGCAUGAAAAAAAGCAAAGCCUGACAAAAAAAGUAUCAUAAACUUACUACGUAAAGUCAUAAUGUGACUUAUUCUUUGUUUUUAUUUGAAGGCUGUGCUAGCAGUGUAAGAAUGCUCCAAUAGCUAAACUUAUUUUGUUUUGCUGUUAAUGUCUACACAAACAUUGAAUUGUCUGUACAGAACUAUUCAUCUGAACAUGCAGCUAUUAAAGGCAGA